GAUAACUGUGUCGGGAGAGGACACCCAAUUGGACCCAUUGAUCAAAAAACCAUAAAUAAAGGUUUCUCCUUCCUCUUCUCUCCGUCUCUCUUUUGACCCAUUAUCCGGCAGACCACUCACCGUAUUUCUCGUAAGUGCCGCCUCUAUUCAGGCCUCUGCUAUAUAGAUUGUUGUUUUGUUUCAAGUUUUUCAAGGAGUUAGCCUUUCUGGGUAUUCGUUGAUUGGAACUUUUAGCUGAAAAUGGAAAGCAUGAUUCAUAAAUUAAAGAAGCUCGAUGCUUAUCCAAAAAUCAAUGAGGAUUUUUAUAGGAGGACUUUUUCUGGUGGCCUCAUUACCCUCGUCUCUUUUCUUAUCAUGCUCUUCCUCUUCUUCUCUGAGUUCAGAUUAUACCUGCACACUGUUACCGAGACACAGCUCAUAGUGGAUACUUCAAGAGGGGAAACUCUAAGGAUUAAUUUUGAUGUCACUUUUCCUGCCAUUCCAUGUAUAUUGCUCAGUCUUGAUGCCAUGGAUAUCAUGGGGGAGCAGCAUUUUGAUAUAAAACAUAAUAUAACUAAGAAGAGGAUUGAUGCUAAUGGUGAUGUAAUUGCAGUCAAGCGUGAUGGGAUUGGUGCACCAAAGAUUGAAAAUCCUUUGCAAAGGCAUGGUGGUAGACUUCAAUACAAUGAAGUUUAUUGUGGCUCUUGUUAUGGCGCAGAACUGUCUGAUCAUGAUUGUUGCAACUCAUGUGACCAAGUUCAUGAAGCAUACAGGAGAAAAGGGUGGGGAAUGGCAGAUUUGGAUUUGAUUGACCAGUGCCUGCGGGAAGGGUUUUUCGAGAGGGUUGCAGAUGAACAUGGUGAAGGAUGCAACAUACAUGGAUCUCUGGAAGUAAAUAAAGUGGCUGGAAAUUUUCAUUUUGCAACUGGGAAAAGCCUGCAUCAUUCAAAUGUCAAAGUGCAUGAUUUGCUUUCUGUUAAAUCAUAUAGUUAUAAUAUAAGUCACAGGAUCAAUAUACUAGCUUUUGGCGACUACUUUCCUGGCGUGGUAAAUCCUCUGGAUGGGGUACAUUGGGAGCAUGAAAAGCCAAAUGGCAUUCAUCAAUAUUUCCUCAAGGUAGUUCCGACAAUAUACACCGAUAUUAGCGGCCACAUUGUUAGUUCAAACCAGUACUCUGUAACUGAGCAUUUCAAGAUAUCGAAACCGGGUGAAACUGACAGUGUUGGAGUUUUCUUCCACUAUGACUUCUCUCCAAUUAAGGUGACUUUCAAAGAGGAGCAUAUUUCAUUUUUGCACUUCAUGACUAAUAUUUGUGCAGUCUUUGGAGGUAUUUUCACAAUGGCUGGCAUAGUUGAUUCAUUCGUGUAUCAUAGUAACAGAGCAAUAAGGAAAAAACAAGAAAUAGGCAAGUACAGAUGAUGAUAUUCUUGCUCGACAUGUCCGGUCUGGAGGAGGAUGGAAAUCAUUGAAAAACCGUUUCUUCUCAAGAAUCGCCGGAUCUCUUCACCUGAUUCGUUCUUGUUUCUGGUCAGUUUAAAGGUUGUAGGCAGUAGAUGUCAGAAUAUGAACUGAUCUCCUGUUCAUUCAUUCUGCUUCGAUGUCCAGUCCGCCUGUUAAAUGUCUGUAUCUUAUUUAUUUAUUGUUAUUUAUUUACAAGUAAUGUCUGAAAAUCUCUCAGAAUAUCUGAAGUUCUGAGGAUAUAUUUCAUAGAAAUGGGUUUUUGUGUAUAAGCUCCAUGGUCACAGUGAAGAGAAGAUUCAUUGUGAAGAUGAAGUUUGGGAGAUGGCUAAGUCAAAUUUUGAGUAAGCUAACAGUUAACUAGUCAAGUUCUUCUGUGCUUUAUUUUCUUCCAGCCCUUCUUGAGCUGUGGUCAGAGCAUUUUGAAGUAUUGUCUGUAUCUUUUUUUAACUAUUUCUUUAUAAAAAUUCAUAUUUCCUUCA
Messenger RNA from Manihot esculenta (cassava), 1919 nucleotides. Its product is annotated as endoplasmic reticulum-Golgi intermediate compartment protein 3. Lineage: Eukaryota; Viridiplantae; Streptophyta; Magnoliopsida; Malpighiales; Euphorbiaceae. The record is from RefSeq and is a predicted model, not a curated record. The transcript has 13 exons. Bases 241 to 1398 code for a protein of 385 amino acids. Gene Ontology annotation, cellular component: COPII-coated ER to Golgi transport vesicle; endoplasmic reticulum.